AUGUCUAGGCUGAUGAGCGCGGUUUUCCAACCACUACGGUUUAUGACGAACACUUUAAAAACAUUUGGGCAAUGUUCGCCAAAUACUAGUUUAGUUAAGCCUGAAUAUCCUUUAUUAGCUUCUAUAAGGACUAAAGUUCGCUGUUAUUUCCCACGACCAAAUGAAGUUAGACGAGUGAGGCGUCAUGGCUGGAAUACUAGGAUAUCUACCCCAAAUGGAAGGAGAGUUAUUAUGAGACGACUAUUAAAAGGGAGAUUUGUUUUAACCCAUUGA
Messenger RNA from Danaus chrysippus (African queen), 273 nucleotides. NCBI's taxonomy places the organism in Eukaryota, Metazoa, Arthropoda, Insecta, Lepidoptera, Nymphalidae. The record is from the annotation of a GenBank genome assembly.